AGGUAACUCGGUUUGGUGAACUCGGGACGCAUGAACUCUUUAUCUCAUGCACUGAAGCUGCUAAAGAUACGGCUUUCAGUGGGAAGGAUCUGUGGCAAUGCAGAGUGGGGAUCUGGUACUACAAAACAGCAGUAGCGUCAGCUAUGGAGAACAACACAGAAAAUACAGAGGAGGAGAAGCCGAUUGUAAGCAACGAGAACACAGACAAUAGCGCCGAAACAGCAACAGAAGAACAGCAGAUGGACUUCAGUACAGAAAUUAUAGGUGUCACUGAGAUGGAACAAUCACCUGAUAGUUCCCCUGACCUGAAUGCAGAGAACAUGCAGGAGAGUGGAAUUCCAGAUAUCGAAAGUUUACAGACAACAGAUAUUGAGGCUGGCUUUCCUCCAGAUUUUGACAAGUUCUGGAAAGUAGUAGAGGACAAUCCCCAGGAUUUCACAGGAUGGGUAUAUCUACUACAGUACGUAGAGCAGGAGAACCACUUACCAGCUGCCAGGAAAGCAUUUGACAGGUUUUUCACACAUUAUCCAUAUUGCUAUGGAUAUUGGAAAAAGUAUGCAGACCUUGAGAAGCGACAUGACAACGUUAAGCAGUCUGAUGAGGUUUAUCGCAGAGGGCUUCAGGCAAUUCCUCUUAGUGUUGACCUUUGGAUACAUUAUAUAAACUUCUUAAAAGAGACCUUGGACCCUGCUGAUCCUGAAACAAACAGUACAAUUCGAGGGUAAGUUGAACGCAGACUAAGUGAUACAGGAAGCCUGUAUGUACGUUAUGUAGCAGUAUAAUCAGAUUAAUAUGUUUAAGAUGAGGGGCAAGCUAGUUACUGAAGUUACCGUAAGGACUUUUAGGAGAUGAUGGAGCCAUAUUCCCUAACAAUGAGUGGACAGUACAAUGUGGUACCAGGGUCAGAAGUUGUGACUUGAGUUUCAGACUAGUCAUGAAAUGCUUUGUGCAGUAUUCUGUGGGGAACUGGAGCAGGAUCUCUGUAGAAUUUUUUGCAGUUCAAUAUCUUGGAGGUUUUCAAAGUAUGGCAAGAAUGUGUCUGACCUCACCUGUUGCUGGUUAGCUUAUCUAGACAUCUUAUGUACGGACUGAGUGAGGACAAGAAUUCUUUUCUUUGCAGAGUUACCACGUAAUCUGGUUCAGUUUGGCUUUGAGGGAUCAGUUAAACAUACAUUUCUUUUGCAAAGAAAUGAUUCAUUUGUAUUAAGUGGGGUAAUUGAAUAAAUGUGAAUGUAAUUCUUUAUAUGGAAUAAACUGUUCAUCUUGCAUAAGAAAGCUGUGUCAGUAUUUGGUGAGAGGCAGGGUGAUGUGGUGAUUAGUAAGUGGCCUUUAUACGUGCAUGUAUAAAGCACUCGUCUUGACUGAGUGCUGCCUUAUGCAUCUGGGGUGAUGCAGAUUAAGGGCAAGAAGAUGAUUGUCAUUGAAAAGGUAAGCCUGUCCUGAAAGGAGAAUGAAGUUUGUGUGGUUUUCUAUUUUAACAUUGCAGUCUUAAACCUGAAAUCAGUUAGGUUUUCCAAAAUCAGCAAUCAUAAUGUGCAGCUCCUGUGUGUCAUGUGUUAACAGCAAUUAAUUG
This is a messenger RNA of Melopsittacus undulatus (budgerigar), 1573 nucleotides long. Its product is annotated as pre-mRNA-processing factor 39-like. The transcript has 5 exons. Gene Ontology annotation, cellular component: U1 snRNP; commitment complex; U2-type prespliceosome. NCBI's taxonomy places the organism in Eukaryota, Metazoa, Chordata, Aves, Psittaciformes, Psittaculidae. Gene Ontology annotation, molecular function: pre-mRNA 5'-splice site binding; protein binding. Bases 144 to 725 code for a protein of 193 amino acids. Gene Ontology annotation, biological process: RNA processing; mRNA 5'-splice site recognition. The record is from RefSeq and is a predicted model, not a curated record.